Messenger RNA from Dovyalis caffra, 243 nucleotides. The record is from the annotation of a GenBank genome assembly. NCBI's taxonomy places the organism in Eukaryota, Viridiplantae, Streptophyta, Magnoliopsida, Malpighiales, Salicaceae.
AUGGCUGCUGUGAAUAAAAAUGUGAGUCCAGGAACUAAGUUAUCCAUUGUGCUUGACAUUGUUGAAGAAGAUAAGGAUACGCCUUCAAAAAGGGCAAUUGAAGUCAUUGCUGGGCUGCAAAUGAGAAAGAUCAGAUCAUGUUUUCAAAAUCGCAAAGGACGCUCUCCUGCCAACAAAAGCAAGAAGUAUGAGAAACAACUUGUAAAAUAUCACAUCUUUUUCCAACAACAGGAGAGAGACUGA